UGAAUCACCCACGCGAUUUGAAGAAGAAACCUCUCUUUUUGUUCUAUUGAUUUCUUCAUCGAAAAUUUCAAGUAAAAUGUCUCGCAGAGGUGGUGGUGGUGGUGGCGGCGGCGGCGGCCGUGGUUCUGGUGGUCGUGGAGGACAGCCGUCUCCGGCUAUAUCCCGCGGCGGAGGUGGCAGAGGCGGUGGUGGAAGAGGUGGACGAGGCGGUGGAGGGAGAGACGGAGGUAGGGUAGGUCAUCCUGCUACUCAGCAGUUUCCUUCUCCAACUCCACAGCCUACUCCGAUUGCUUCCCCUCCUCCCCAGACUUCAACAAGAGCAUCUUCUUCUUCCUUAUCUGGAACUACUCUCUCACAGUCUGAAGUUUCGAAGAUCGAGGCACAAUUGGAGAAGAUGACAUUGACGCCACAGCAAGUUCCGCCGUCUUCAUCUAAAGAUUUGGCUGUGGCGAAGCGGCCGGGAUAUGGAGCCGUCGGGUACAAAGUUCUUCUUCGAGCCAACCAUUUUCUGGUUCAAGUUGCAGACAAAGAUCUCUACCAUUACGAUGUUUCUAUUACACCUGAGGUUUCAUCCAAAAAGGUCUGCCGAGAUAUAAUAAACCAGCUUGCAACAAUGUAUAGAGAAUCUCAUCUAGGUGGAAGACAAAUAGCGUAUGAUGGAGGAAAAAGUGUUUACGUUGCUGGUCAGCUUCCAUUUUCGUCCAAAGAGUUCACGAUUAAAUUAGUCCGUAAAGAUGAUGCAGGAUCUUCCCAACCAUCAAGGAAAGAACGUGAGUUCAAAGUAUCUAUCAAAUUUGCAGCCAAGCCAGACCUCCAUCAUCUACAACAGUUUUCACAUGGACGACGGCGAGAUGCUCCACAGGAGACUAUACAAGUUCUUGAUGUUGUUUUGAGAACAAAACCAUCUAUCGAUUACACAGUUGUUGGAAGGUCAUUUUUCUCGCAAAAUUUUGGGAAACCGGGUGAACUCGGUAAUGGUGUAGAGUAUUGGAGGGGAUAUUACCAAAGUCUACGACCUGUACAAAUGGGUCUAUCUUUGAAUAUAGAUAUUUCUGCUAGGUCAUUUUAUGAAGCAAUAUGUGUAACGGACUAUGUUGCAAAACACUUCAACCUAAGAAAUUUCUCCAAGCCAAUAUCUGAUCAGGACUGUCGCAAGAUCAGAAGGGUACUUAAAGGUGUGAAGGUGGCAUUAACAUGUACGGAGCAUGGCAGGACCUACAAAAUUACUGGGAUAUCGUCAGAGCCUGUAAACCGAUUAAUGUUUACUCUUGAUGAUCAGAGAACCCGAAUCUCUGUUGCGCAAUACUUUUGUGAAAAAUAUGGUGUUGUGCUCCAAUUUCCAUCUCUACCAGCUAUACAAGCUGGUAAUGAUGCAAAGCCCAUCUAUUUGCCGAUGGAGGUUUGUAGGAUUGUUGGUGGGCAGAGGUAUACCAAAAAAUUGAAUGAACGCCAAGUAACUGAGAUGUUAAGAGCGACUUGUCAGAGGCCUACAGAUAGGGAACACAGUAUAACAGAGAUGGUUAGAAAGAAUGAUUACGCUGAAGAUAAAAUUGUUAAGGAUUUUGGCAUUGACGUCGUAAAACAGUUAUGUGAUGUUCAUGCUCGUGUUUUGCCAUCCCCAAUGCUCAAAUAUCAUGAAACUGGCAAAGAAUCAAGAGUUGAUCCAAGGAUGGGUCAGUGGAAUAUGAUUAAUAAGAAAAUGAUCAAUGGUGGUAGAGUUGAUUAUUGGGGUUGUGUGAACUUCUCUGCACGGUUGGACCCAGGCUUGCCAUCUGAAUUUUGCCAUCAGUUGGUUAGCAUGUGCAUUAGCAAAGGAAUGGUUUUCAACCCUACUCCACUGUUUCCUGUACGUACUGCACAUGCAAACCAAAUUGAAGGGGUUCUUAAAGACAUUCAUAAUCAGUCUGUAAGAAGUUUGGGGCCCCAGCGCAAGUCUCUUCAGUUGCUCAUAAUUAUUUUACCUGAUAUUUCAGGUUUCUACGGGAAGAUCAAAAGGAUAUGCGAGACCGAGCUUGGAAUUGUUUCACAAUGUUGCCAGCCUAGGCAAGCUCAAAAGCUAAACAAGCAGUACUUUGAAAAUGUGGCCCUCAAAAUCAACGUUAAGGUUGGGGGAAGAAACAAUGUCCUAAACGAUGCUAUUCAGCGAAAAAUUCCUCUUGUUACGGAUAUGCCUACGAUAAUCAUUGGAGCAGAUGUAACACACCCACAACCAGGAGAGGACUCCAGUCCUUCCAUCGCAGCUGUUGUUGCCUCAAUGGACUGGCCCGAGGUAACAAAGUACAGAGGAAUUGUUUCAGCUCAGGCUCACCGUGAAGAAAUUAUACAAGAUUUGUACAAAGAGAUUCAAGAUCCUCAGAAAGGGUUGGUGCGUGCAGGGAUGAUUAGGGAGCUGUUCAUUGCUUUUAGAAGGUCGACAAAUAUGAAACCGCACAGAAUAAUAUUCUACAGAGAUGGUGUGAGUGAAGGACAGUUCUCUCAAGUUCUAUUUUAUGAGGUGGAUGCAAUCAGGAAGGCAUGUGCCUCGCUUGAAGAUGGUUACCAGCCCCCAAUAACCUUUAUUGUGGUGCAAAAGAGACAUCAUACCCGUUUUUUCCCUACCAGCCGGGAUACUGAUCGGAGUGGAAACAUCCUUCCAGGUACUGUUGUCGAUACGGAUAUUUGUCAUCCAACUGAAUUUGAUUUCUAUUUAAACAGCCAUGCUGGCAUUCAGGGGACAAGUAGACCAACACAUUAUCAUGUUCUGUAUGAUGAAAACAAAUUUAGUGCCGAUGCAAUGCAAAUACUUACUAAUAAUCUAUGCUACACGUAUGCACGGUGCACACGGUCUGUUUCCAUUGUUCCACCAGCAUACUACGCCCAUCUUGCAGCAUUUCGUGCUCGAUAUUACAUGGAGGGUGAUUCAUCCGACAGUGGUUCCAUGAGUUCAGGUGGUGGGAAUGUAGAGAUUCAACAACUGCCGAGCAUAAAAGAAAAUGUGAAGGAUGUCAUGUUUUACUGUUGAGCUUGAGUGUUGUUCUCAGCUUGGGUUGUGGUGGUUGUUUGGUUUGGUUUGGUUUGGUUGCUUGGGGUAUGAGUUUGGGUUUUUGAUGCUCUUCUUUGUGGCCUUAUUUUGUGGUACAUAUCUCCCAAAAUUGGUGGCUUUCUUUAUGGACAAUUUGAAGCGCCAGGUAGAAAAUACUUUCAGAGCUCUGGUACUAUGCUUUUUGGGUUUUGCAACACAAUUUGCCUGUACAUAUGCAUGUAAAUACCAGUAGUUUUAUACCCCAAAUUUAACCAGGUUUAUAGGAAUAGUUCUGCAAAUUUUUAUACUUUUCUAAUUUGUUGUGUCGAUUACAGAAAAUUAUGCCUAGUUAAUUCUGCAACUUGUCCA
This is a messenger RNA of Benincasa hispida (wax gourd), 3370 nucleotides long. It is a transcript of the gene AGO5, whose product is annotated as Argonaute family protein. Lineage: Eukaryota; Viridiplantae; Streptophyta; Magnoliopsida; Cucurbitales; Cucurbitaceae. Gene Ontology annotation, molecular function: protein binding; RNA binding. The record is from RefSeq and is a predicted model, not a curated record.